Molecule: messenger RNA, 1104 nt
Organism: Serpula lacrymans var. lacrymans S7.9
Lineage: Eukaryota; Fungi; Basidiomycota; Agaricomycetes; Boletales; Serpulaceae
Exons: 8
Coding region: 1-1104 (367 amino acids)
Biological process (GO): magnesium ion transmembrane transport; intracellular magnesium ion homeostasis
Cellular component (GO): plasma membrane
Molecular function (GO): magnesium ion transmembrane transporter activity
Source: RefSeq, a predicted model, not a curated record
AUGGGCGGCAUCAUCAACACAGGCCACGACAGACCAUACCGCUUUUCAUUUUACUCGAAUGCUCUGCCUGCCACAAUACAUGCACGCAGCCUCAGCGAACUUCCUGCAGAAGGGCAGUCUUUCGAAGAUCUCUUCAACGGGAUAUCCGCUCUAGCCGAUCGCGAGGCCGCCAACACAUGGUGGCUCGAUAUCCAGAGCCCUACGGAUGAGGAAAUGAGAGUGCUCAGCAAGGUGUUUUCAAUCCAUCCUUUGACGACUGAAGAUAUUCAAAUGGAGGAAGCGCGCGAGAAGAUCGAACUUUUCCGGAAUUACUAUCUUGUCUGUUUCAGAGGUUUUGACCAGGAUCAGUACAGUCCGACUCACCUGGAACCUUUGAAUAUGUAUAUCAUCGUGUUCCGAGAGGGUACUCUAUCGUUUCAUUUCCGCCCCACCCCUCACCCGCAAAAUGUUCGCCGCCGGAUUAAGCAGCUUAAAGACUAUAUCAGUGUGACUUCCGACUGGAUCUCCUAUGCGCUUAUCGACGACAUCACGGAUGCUUUUGGUCCACUCAUUCAAUCGAUCGAGUAUGAGGUUGACUCCAUAGAUGAGUUGGUACUCAUCCUGAAAGAAGCAGAGCAGAGUGACAUGUUGCGGCGUAUUGGAACCUGCCGAAAAAAAGUCAUGGGAUUGCUGAGACUUAUGGGGAAUAAGGCAGAUGUUGUGAAGGGUCUUGCGAAAAGAUGUAACGAGAACUGGAGAGUGGCACCAACGUCCGACAUAGGGCUUUAUUUAUCUGAUAUCCAAGACCAUCUUAUCACCAUGACACAGAAUUUGAACCACUACGAAAAGAUUCUUUCACGCUCACACUCAAACUAUCUCGCACAGAUUUCUAUAGAGAUGACAGACGCCAACAAUCAAAUCAAUGACGUGCUGUCGAAGAUGACUGCUUUGGGUACAGUAUUGAUUCCUAUGAAUCUCAUAACUGGUCUCUGGGGGAUGAACGUUCACGUGCCAGGGCAAGAUGUCGAUCAAGGAUACGCGUGGUUUGCAUCAAUCGUUGCUGUUUUAGCGACGUUUGCUCUGAUCGGGGGUUAUACUACGUACAAGUUUAUGAUUCGACGGUGA